Molecule: messenger RNA, 549 nt
Organism: Melanotaenia boesemani (Boeseman's rainbowfish)
Lineage: Eukaryota; Metazoa; Chordata; Actinopteri; Atheriniformes; Melanotaeniidae
Gene: rps27.1
Product: ribosomal protein S27, isoform 1
Exons: 4
Coding region: 81-335 (84 amino acids)
Biological process (GO): ribosomal small subunit assembly; translation
Cellular component (GO): cytosolic small ribosomal subunit; ribosome
Molecular function (GO): RNA binding; structural constituent of ribosome
Source: RefSeq, a predicted model, not a curated record
CGUGCUCAAAGGAACUACCAAUAUGAGCCGCUCGCUUCCGGUAAUGCCUCCUUUUCGGCAGCGGCUACUUCCUCGCCAACAUGCCACUCGCAAAAGACUUGUUGCACCCAACCCCAGAGGAGGAGAAAAGGAGGCACAAGAAGAAGCGUCUAGUUCAGAGUCCUAACUCUUACUUUAUGGAUGUAAAAUGUCCAGGAUGCUACAAGAUCACGACGGUGUUCAGCCACGCUCAGACAGUCGUGCUGUGUGUGGGCUGUUCAACAGUCCUGUGUCAGCCCACUGGAGGAAAAGCACGUCUCACAGAGGGGUGCUCAUUCAGGAGGAAGCAGCACUAACUGUUCUCCUCAGAGCUGAAAAGGAGAGGAGGGGAUGGACCGGUUGAUAUCAGCGUUUGCUGCAUCCGAGGCAGCGGCAGUGCCCGUUGAAACCAGACCAGAAGACUGAACUGAGCAGCAGAUGGAUUUCCAGUGUUCAUGUUAACAGAUCAGUUGUUGCUGUAAUUCCACUCUCCAACCCUGUCUCUCUUAAUAAAAUAUUGUUUUGGCUAAA